Messenger RNA from Trichoplusia ni (cabbage looper), 3192 nucleotides. Its product is annotated as nucleolar and coiled-body phosphoprotein 1. Bases 604 to 1575 code for a protein of 323 amino acids. The transcript has 7 exons. The record is from RefSeq and is a predicted model, not a curated record. Lineage: Eukaryota; Metazoa; Arthropoda; Insecta; Lepidoptera; Noctuidae.
CGCUAGGGCGGCGCGCACACGGCCGCCGCCAGCCGCCCGCUCAGUACGUUCGUGUGAUCGCUCUCGCUGCGUUGCACUCGACGCCUUGCGUCUGCGGUCCAGUGCACUCUAUUAUCUACGCCGCUGAUUCCGCGAGGCAGGUGAGGUUGGGGCCCAGCGUGGCCCCGGCCGCUUAGAUUUUGUGCCCGUCUCGGUAUUGAUCGUUUAACUCGUCUGACUAUUUCAAUGUUUAUAAACAGCCGGCCGCAUCCAUUCGCUCCCUGUUGUUUUUGAUACGUCCGCCUGACAGCGCGCGAUCCGGACGGCUGAUCCUGAAUGCACCGGCCGCACCGGCGGCGGCUACGCACCGAUCGGAUUCAGUGCACUUAACUUCACCGCAAGGCAGAAAAAAGUCGAGAUUGUCUAGAAGAAUAACAUUAAGAGAGAUUAAAAUUUUGGAUCUCUACCGUGUGUCAAGAUAUUAACAACGUUCAGUGGUAAAGAAUAGAACGUAGCAAAAUAAUUUUGUAAAUAUGGACAGUGUUAUUACGCAAGUUUUAUAUAACACGUGGAUUUAAAGCUGUGGGGGAUUUGAUGCGGUUGAAGAGCAGAGAUUAGACAGCGAUGCUGUCAUACAUGGUGCCGGUGGAGGAGAAGCCGCCGCCGGUGCCGGGCAAGGGCCGGCUGGCGCUGGAGCUGGUGGCCAGCCCGGCGAGCCCGGCCAGCCCCGAGCCGACCGCGCGCCGCGCUCGCUCCACCAUCACCAACAUCUCCAAAGAGUCCUCCACGAGCUCGUUCGCCAGCGAUCUUACUAUAUCGUCGUCGACGCCCACCGGCGCUCACGAAAAACCAAAACAUAAAUUGCUUGGAAAUGGAACUAAACACACUUCACUGAAGAGGGUGUCGUUCGGGAGCUCAAAGGGGUCGAUGGUGGAGACCCUAAUUUACGAGAGUCCCCUACAAGAGGAGCCGGAAAGCAGCCCGCCGCCGAAAGUGCAGGAGACGGCGUUCCCCUACACACCCGUCGAAGACGAUUCGGAGCGCUCUAAGGUUCGCGUGUCAUUCUACCAAGGGGCACGGCCGCAGUGCUUGUCCCCUCCGCCGCCGAUCCCGCAGACAGAUUCCCACGUUCUGUACGCGGCCCUGCUCUCCGCCGCCGCUAACGCAGACAUGGCGGAUCACACAAUGUAUAACAGACAGAUCAGUACGGAAAGCGGAUGGGACAACCCGUUCCGUCCGGACGGCGAUCUGAGCCGCGAGGCCGACGAGAUCGUGUCGCUGAUCAAAGGCGGGAAGCCGAUCACCCCGACCCCGCCGCCGGCCGCCGUGCCGCAGCUGCCCGUCUGCGAAGAGAAGGAGGAGAAGACACAAGCGAAUAACGUUAACGCGAACGCUCCAUCGUCGCCGGUGGGCAAGGCGGCGUCUCCGGUGCAGGGCAGCACGCCGAAGCCCAUGAACGGCACGCAGAACGGCGGCGCGGGCGAGGCGCGCGCCGGGCCCGUGGAGGUGCAGCGCUCGCCGCCGCAGGAGCCGCAACAGCCCGAGCACGUCACCAUCCGCAAGAAGCCCAAGUGCAAGUGCUGCGCCAUACAGUAGGCGCCGCCCGCCGGACGCACUCGCUUCACACCGGUAACACGCUCUGCGCUAUGCUUCGUACGGCGUACUGCCAACCUUGGUGUUUACUCGGUGCUAAGUAUUUCAUCUCAAACAUGUCAUUAUGUUCAUUGAAAUAUUUAUACUACCAUAGGUACUAUUUACAAAACAUAGGUUGAUUGUACCUACUAUUUACAAAAUUCAUUGCAAGUAUGGCAGCUAUUUUUAUGUAACCUUUACAUAUUGUCGUGUUAGUUUCAGUGUUUCAUUAAUUACUAUAUAGAUAGCAGUGUCAUUGUAUCUGUUAUCUUAAUUAAUGUUUUUGAUAUGAUUUUACGUACUAAGUUUUUAUUAAACUUUAUUAGGGUACAAACAUUAAAGUAUUUAUUUUGUUUAGCUAGUCUGAGGAAAUUGUAGUUUGAAAUGUUGAUUAGUUUUCAGGCUAUUUAAAUUAUUGUUUUACCUUUAAAGACGAGUGUGCACUCUGUGCAUGGAAGGCAAGAAUGUAUUUCGGUAAUUCGUAGAGAAUCUCAAAACUUAUUGAGAGGAAGGAGAGAAAAGUAAAGCUCUAUAUCAAAACAAAUCAUCAUAAUGUUAUUUCCAGGUUUGCUCAUUUUAAUCAAUUGAAUGAUUCAUAAAAAUAUCAUGACUAAAAGUAAUCGUUUAUUUAAAAAAUCUGUUACUUUAAGAGUUGACUAUGUGUUGAGUAAUAUUAAAAUACAUAAUUUAAAUGUAUAUUUUUAUAUCUUUAUUUAUAAAAAAAGUAUUAUAAACCAUACGAAGUGGAUAAACCGUAUCGAAGUUGUCAUUGAUGGUAGCUAAUAGAUGAUUCGACAAAUGUAUUUUUUCCUGUUAAUGUUAUCCAAGAAUACUAUUGGCAUCUACAACCAGUAAGUAGUUCGGGCAGAUGUACAGAUAAAACAUUUGUGAUUUGAUUCCCGAACGUACUGCUCUGGAAAGAAGACCAUAUUGCGAGUGACAGACAGUCAAGAAACUCUGCUCUUUCUCUGAUUAUAUGACACAAACAGAGAAAGGUUUGAAUCUAUAAUAUAGCAACGAUUAAGGAAAAACAAUUGCAUUAAGGCAGGCAACAUUAAGUCUCGUUUUUAUUGCUUCAGAGACUCAUCUUGUUUGAGAGCGAGUAACUGGAGGUCAUUUGCCAAUGGCGUUCGUGGGUGGCGUACGUAAAUACCUAUAGAUUACGUGUAGCUAAAUGUUAUAACUGUUAUAUUAUUAAAGUAGCCUCCUACAUAAUUCCACGCUUGCGUCCAGUAGUGUUGACACUCAACCUUUUUAGAUGAUGACGAUAUUGUGGUUACUGAGCAGACGAUGAGAUAAUUUUAAUGAGCCUAUUUAAAUUACAUAUUGAAUUUCUUCUACAGAAACAACAAGACUGUAUUUAUUUGCUAAUUAUACUUGGCAGCGUAAUGGAUAACUGGUUAGUGAAAGUGGUGACUAGCUAUUACUAUACUAAAUAAAAGGCUAAACGGCUUUAUUGUUUUAUAGUAGUCGCUGGCGGUAAAGUGUGACGGAGUCAUAUUUGUAUACAUGACGAAUUUGAAUAACUAAGGUAGUUUCUGCUGAGAAAUAGAAUUAAAAUAAAAUUAUGUAUAUUACAAA